Chenopodium quinoa (quinoa) is the source of this 1632-nucleotide messenger RNA. Its product is annotated as protein SRG1-like. The transcript is spliced from 4 exons. Lineage: Eukaryota; Viridiplantae; Streptophyta; Magnoliopsida; Caryophyllales; Amaranthaceae. The record is from RefSeq and is a predicted model, not a curated record. Bases 628 to 1332 code for a protein of 234 amino acids.
AUAGUGUUCCAAAAAAAGAAAAUAAUAAUAAACAAAAAUAAGAUAAAAAUACUCCUUUUGUCCAACAAUAAUGAUUGUCUUAAAUAUUUUAUAUAACAAACUUUGUAUGUUUUCUAGACCUACCUUCUUUGACCAAAAGAAUUCUUAAUUAUUGGUCAGGCUGUUACUUGACUUCUAAUUGUAAGAGUACGUAGUUAGUUGUAAAAACAUAAUGAAGAAAACUUUAAGAACAUAGAAUUUGACAAAAAAAAAUAAUAAAAUAAACGAAGGAAAAGAAAAUUGAUUAGGAAGACGAAAAUUUUAAUAAUGAAAUUACUAUAAAUUAGGUGACCAUAUCACUACUAUACGUUCAAGCUAAGGCAGCUAAUUACUACUACUAUACUAGUCUAAUACUAACUACUAAGCUAGCUUAUUAAUUAUAAACAAGCAAAAAUCUUGUUAAAUUUUGCAGCACCAAAAAUCAACAUAGUUAUAAUAAUAUGGCUGCUGAUCUUCCAUAUAUUGGAAAACCAUGUUAUCGAUUUCGCUUUUCUCUCAUGUCCAUCUCCUGAUGUGGUGGCCGACGAAUUGAAGAAACUCCAUGCUGCUCUCAGCUCAUGGGGUUGCUUCCAGCUUGUAAAUCAUGGCAUGUCUGUGGAAUACUUGGACAAAGUUCGAAAUGUUGGGCUCGAAUUCAAUAGAUUGCCUCAAGAGGAGAAAGAGAAAUAUGUAAGGACAGCAACAGAACCUCAAGGUUAUGGCAAUGACUCAAUCACUUCAAACAAUGUACCUCUCUUAUGGCAGUCGCACUUACGGCUCACAACCUACCCUUUUGAGGAACGCAAACUUGAUGGUUGGCCUCAAACUCCUCCGUCUUUUAGGGAAGUUUUGGAAGAGUAUAGUAUGAACGUGAAAACGUUGCAUGACAAAUUGAUCCAAUAUAUGGCACGAUGUUUGAACUUGGAAGAGAAUAGUUUUGAGGAAGAAUAUGGAGGAACAUUACAAGUGAUAGCGAGAUUUAAUUUUUACAUACCAUGUUCAUAUAUUGACCAAAUUCGAACCUCUAGCAAACAUGCAGACUCGAGUGCCAUGACUUUUUUGUUGCAAGAUAAAGAAAUUGAAGGCCUUGAAUUUCAAAAAGAUAACAAGUGGUUUAAAGCACCCGUUCUUCCUCAUGCUAUCUUUGUCAUUGUUGGCGACCAAAUGGAGAUAAUGAGCAAUGGCAUCUUCAAAAGCGCAAUACAUAGAGUGGUGCCAAACCCGGAAAAAGAAAGGGUCUCUCUACCAUUGUUCUGCGGCCCUGCUCAACAUAAGGAAAUCGGACCUCUAAAAACUUUAAUAACAGAAGAUUAGCCAGCUAUUUACAAAAGGGUGAAAAAUUACAGUGAAAUCUUUUUUCGCUACCAUCCCACAAGCAUUAGACCCAUCACAACUGUUAAGAUGACCUAAGCUAAUUUAAUUGAAACAAUAUAAAACCAGUCAUUGGUUUUAUAUUCCAUCACUAUGAUACAAUAUACUUUGAUACAAUUAAUGUUCCAAAUAAAUGUUAUACAAAUAUACAUGAAUUUGUAGAUUUCAUGUAAUACGUAGCUACCUUUUGUAGUUUUGUACAUACAACCCUUGCAUUUGUUACGUAGUUAUGUACCCGAAUAA